Molecule: messenger RNA, 654 nt
Organism: Prosopis cineraria
Lineage: Eukaryota; Viridiplantae; Streptophyta; Magnoliopsida; Fabales; Fabaceae
Product: splicing factor 3B subunit 6-like protein
Exons: 1
Coding region: 86-460 (124 amino acids)
Biological process (GO): mRNA splicing, via spliceosome
Cellular component (GO): U2 snRNP; catalytic step 2 spliceosome; precatalytic spliceosome
Molecular function (GO): RNA binding
Source: RefSeq, a predicted model, not a curated record
GAGUUCUGUGUUUUUUAUCUUAUGCUCCGCGCGAACGAUCUGAAAGCAGAGCCCCAAUUCUCAGCAGCAGCGGUCGGCGACAAGCAUGGCGACGAUCAGCCUCCGCAAGGGUAACACUCGGCUGCCGCCGGAGGUGAACCGCGUUCUCUAUGUUCGAAACCUACCGUUCAAUAUCACCAGCGAGGAGAUGUACGAUAUCUUUGGCAAGUACGGGGCGAUUCGGCAGAUUCGCAUCGGCACCAACAAGGACACACGUGGCACCGCCUUCGUCGUCUACGAGGACAUAUACGACGCCAAAACCGCCGUCGAUCACCUCUCCGGCUUCAACGUCGCCAAUCGUUACUUGAUUGUGCUUUAUUACCAGCAGGCGAAGAUGGGCAAGAAGUUCGAUCAGAAGAAGAAGGAGGAAGAGAUUGCUAGGAUGCAAGAGAAGUAUGGGGUCUCCACCAAAGAUAAGUAGGCUAAUAUAAUGAAUCCCAUAUAAGAAUUUCUAGGGUUUCUGUUGUGUAUCUGUAGUUUGGGGAUUUGUGAAUUUUCAGCCGGAGGGAGUUCUAAUUGUUUUAUUGGAGGGUGUAUCAUGCGUCCUAUGAUAUGCCCAUUGCGGCGAUUAAUGUAACAAUGCUUUUACUUUUAUUUUGCAGUGUUUAGAUGGUA